AGUUGAUCGACAAUGAGACCUGCAUGCUUUAAAGUAUUUGGUCAAACCAUUGAAUGGUUCAUAUGUGAAAUCCUUAAGACCAUAUCGUCAUCUAGAGAUUUCAGUUUCCUCAACGAUGCAGUGUGCCAAGUGUAGAUCAGGUCUUUUUUGGUGGUGGCGUUUUUGUCCAGAAUGCGGAGAAAAGGUCAUUAAACAACCGGAUCGAAACGAAGGAGGUAUUCAAGAAAAUGAAAUGAUACAAAAAGACGAGGUUAUCAAGCUUCUGGAAGAUAUUAACCAAAGUGACGUUCCGAAACUGAUGCUAAUGCUAGAAGCGAAAUACAAUGAAAUGGACAAUACUAUGAUAAAAGUGGCAUUGGUCGGCCCAACAGGAAGUGGAAAAUCAAGUCUUAUUAAUGCUUUAAGAUGCAUUAAGGACGACGAAAAAGGUGCUGCAAAAACCGGAUGCACUGAAACAACAAAAGAACCGACAGGCUAUCCAUUCCCAAAUCACAAGAACGUGCAACUCUGGGACAUGCCGGGUGUUGGGUCGAUAAACUUUACAAAAGAUGAUUAUAUAGAAAGAAUGAAAUUUGAAGAUUUUGAUUUCAUUUUGCUCGUGACAAGCACGCGUUUUACUGCGGAUGAUGCAUGGUUGGCAAAUAACAUCAAAGCUAAAUUUCCCGUCGCCAAAAUAUUUUUCAUAAGAACGAAAAUUGAAAACGACAUUAGAAACAUAAAUGGUGGAAGAAGGAGACCUAUGACUGAAAAAGAAAAACAGGACUUACUCGACAAAAUUAGAAGAGAUUGCACGGAUAACCUUAUUAGAAGUGAUUGUAGGGAUCCCUGUAUUUUUCUGUUAGAUAAUCAUAGAAUAUACGAGUACGAGUUUCGAAAGUUUCUUGACACGCUUUUACAAACUCUCUCAGGUUUAAAGAAAAAUAUUCUAGUUAUGGCGAUGAGUAUCAUCACUGAAAUUAUAGUUCCACUAAAGAUCCAACGACUUCGAGAGAGAAAAUCGGAGGUCAGCAAACUAGCAGCUAAGGUGGUCGUUACUAGGAAAACAAAAGAAGAAGGCCAUCCUGAAUUAGAUAUUCUUAAGGCUGAAAUAGACUUAUAUAUGGAGCAACUUGGUAUUAACAAACAAUCUGUGAACAAAUUUGUGGAGCUAUUUGAUGCGAAUACUGAUGAUGUUGAACAAUCACUUGCUUUGGUCAUAUUAUACACGCAAACAACUUUUAAUUACUAUAUCAAGUUGCAAGACACACAAGCCCCAUCGUUUUGGUUUCAUUUACCCAUCAUAGGCAAAUGGUUGGCUUUGAAAGAACAUCAAACAGAAUGUUAUAAUAUCCUUGACACCAUAUUGGAAUGUUGCAUUAAAGGAAAUAAACAAAUCUUUGAAAUGGUCGAACAAUUCGCAAAAGGUUCUACGAGAGGCGCCAAAAUUAUAAUUGAACAAAAUCUCUAUUCACGUUUAGACAGUACCGCAUGAAAAGAAACGUACACAUUUAUUUAACUC
Messenger RNA from Dreissena polymorpha, 1498 nucleotides. RefSeq names its product interferon-inducible GTPase 1-like. The record is from RefSeq and is a predicted model, not a curated record. Gene Ontology annotation, molecular function: GTP binding. The coding region runs from base 116 to 1471 and encodes 451 amino acids. Gene Ontology annotation, cellular component: membrane. NCBI's taxonomy places the organism in Eukaryota, Metazoa, Mollusca, Bivalvia, Myida, Dreissenidae. The transcript is spliced from 4 exons.